AUGAGCAUUCCAUUGAGCUCUAGGCUACCCCCAGAUCGGCUAAUAUGGGCAUACACUUCCAAAGGCAAUUUUACGGUUCGAAGUGCUUAUAAGAUAGCCUUGUCUUCUUCUUCGGAUCAGAGAACUGACAGUUCCAGCAGUGGAAAUCGUAGUAGCUUUUGGAAAAAUCUCUGGCGAUUAAAUGUCCCAAAUAAAGUUAAGUCAUUUGCUUGGCGAGCAAGUCGUAAUAUUUUACCUACAAAGGACAAUUUGUGUCAUCGGAAAGUCCUUAAUGAUCCGAUUUGCGAAGCAUGUGGGUUAGGCGCUGAAUCCCGAGUGGGUAAUGAAUUGUUGGAACUUGUAAUAACAGUUGCCUGGAGUAUGUGGUUUAACAGGAAUGCAGUCCGACAAGGAAAGGCACGACAAAUGGCAGCAACGAUUCUGCAGAAGGCACGACUGUUGCUUGAGGAGUUUCAGCUUGCCAACUUCCAACCUUCACAGCCGAUGAUGCAUGUUAGGGAACAGUGGACCAACCCUUCUCCGCCAUGGUACAAGGUCAACGUCGAUGGAGCAGUUUUUGAGGCCCAACAGGCAUCGAGUGUGGGGGUCAUCAUCAGAGACCAUGGUGGCCUGGUAGCAGCAGCCUUGAGCAAGAAGGUGUUCUGUCCUUUGGGUCCUUUAGAAGCUGAGGCUAAAGCUCUGGAGGAAGCUGUGGACUUCGCUUGGGAUGUUGGUAUAAGGGAUGUUCAUUUUGAAUGUGAUUCAAAAAUGAUCGUAGAUGCUAUGCUCGGUGCUAGCUGUCCUCAAGCAUCCAUCUAUAACAUCAUUAUAGGCAUUGGUCAGAAGGUAUAG
Molecule: messenger RNA, 831 nt
Organism: Quercus robur (English oak)
Lineage: Eukaryota; Viridiplantae; Streptophyta; Magnoliopsida; Fagales; Fagaceae
Exons: 2
Coding region: 1-831 (276 amino acids)
Molecular function (GO): RNA-DNA hybrid ribonuclease activity; nucleic acid binding
Source: RefSeq, a predicted model, not a curated record